GGGUUCUCUCCCCGGCUCUGGGAGGGGAGGGCUCCGGGUUCCCCCGCUGACCCCGCUCCUCCCCCGCAGUACGCCCUGUAUAAGAAGAUGACGCAGGCGGCCAUCCUGAUCCAGAGCAAGUUCCGCAGCUACUACGAGCAGAAGAAGUUCCAGCAGAGCCGGCGGGCCGCGGUGCUGAUCCAGCAGUACUACCGCAGCUACAAGGAGUACGAGAAGCUGAAACAGGGCCACCGGGCCUCCGCCACCAUGCAGCAGAAGAUGAAGGGCACUUUCCUCACGAAGAAGCAGGACCAGGCCGCCCGUAAGAUCAUGCGGUUCCUGCGUCGCUGCCGGCACAGGAUGAAGGAACUAAAGCAAAGCAAAGAGGUGGAAAGUUUACAGAAGCGAGGUCUGGCUACUUAGCGCCGCCCCCCUCUACCCCCCCUUGCGUGUCCCCCCCCGCGGCCCGCCAAAGCCUGGGGCAGCCACGCCGGGAACCCAGGCAUCUGGGACCGGCCGCCCCCACCUUCGCU
Messenger RNA from Terrapene triunguis (Three-toed box turtle), 512 nucleotides. RefSeq names its product calmodulin-binding transcription activator 2-like. The transcript has 3 exons. Gene Ontology annotation, biological process: regulation of transcription by RNA polymerase II. Gene Ontology annotation, molecular function: transcription coregulator activity; double-stranded DNA binding; protein binding. The record is from RefSeq and is a predicted model, not a curated record. Gene Ontology annotation, cellular component: nucleus. Lineage: Eukaryota; Metazoa; Chordata; Testudines; Emydidae. The annotation marks the transcript as partial.